CACGACAUUUGCUCUCGUGCCAGCUAUCAAAGCGAGCAACAUGAAGGCUACGUUAUUCGUCUGCCUUGCCAUCGUCUUUGCCUUGGCUGCUGUCAACGGCUAUCCCUACUACAAAGGCUUCGGCCGCUUCGGUGGUGGCUACGGCGGCAUCGGUCUGGUCAGAGGUUUCGGCUAUGGAGGCCACGGAGGCUACGGUGGUUACGGAGGGGGAUUCCGGAAAUUCGUCGGCUUUGGCGGCUAUCGUGGUUACGGUGGCUACGGUGGCUACGGACUCGGCAAGUUCUUCCACGGAUAAGCGUCUACGUUGGAAAGUAGCAGCAAGAGGGUCGUCUCAAGCUCUCAAUGCUGCGGCCAGCGACGCACGCUGGUCGCAAAAAAUGUCCGGAGUCGUGUGCUGACAGUCAUAUUGUUCCUGCGUAAGCGCGACCUUCGGGCUCGUUACCAUCAGCCAAAAAUAAAGUUCUGAUUCCACCGUCAAAGUUAC
Rhipicephalus sanguineus (brown dog tick) is the source of this 484-nucleotide messenger RNA. Its product is annotated as keratin-associated protein 19-2-like. Bases 41 to 295 code for a protein of 84 amino acids. Lineage: Eukaryota; Metazoa; Arthropoda; Arachnida; Ixodida; Ixodidae. The record is from RefSeq and is a predicted model, not a curated record. The transcript is spliced from 2 exons.